UUCGCAUACAGAAUUUUUCGCGAUUUCCAACUUUCUUGACAUUUUCGCGUGUUGGUAUUUUUGCGGAUGCCAUUUUAACAAAAUGUUACAUUUUAGGCCUAAUGUACUGUAGCUACGAUCACAAACUUUUUUGUUGUACGGAAGGCUUAAAAACGAUGCGUAGGCUGCCUUUUUUAAGUUGGCAAAGUCUAGGCACUGUACUAGUAGUAGUAGGGCAUAGUAGUACUGUCUCUACUAGAGUAGGGCUUAGUAGUUAUUUUUGUAGGCAAAAGUAAUUGUUUUUUCCAGGUCUCAAACUACGCCUGCGCUGAACGUGCUAAAUGCGGCGCGGCGUAAUCCAUCACACGCUACAGCUGUGCUACCCGAGAUUUCCGACCUAUAACGGGGUUUCCCCUUUCAUUCGGUUUGUUGUUUACAGUACUUCUUGAAAUUUGUGGACAUUUUCGCAAGUGGUGAAAUUCGUGGUAAGCGCUACAUUCGCGAAAUUCGCGAAAAUUAAACCCUCGCGUAAAUAACAACUUAUACAGUAUUUAAAUUUACAGUGCUGAGGAAUUUCAGUUAGCUGUAUUAGAUUAUGGGCCUAUUUGGUAGGAUGGGGAAAUGGGUUGGGGAUAGGGGAUUGCCUCCUAAAACCCCAUGGAUGCUGCCACAGGCUUUAAACUUUUUUUAAUCUUUUUCGAAGUUACCUCUCUAAUCGUUCACAAUGCACUAAAUAUCUCAACACUAUCUCCAACUUCCGCCAGAUUACUUGUGGUGUCCCCCAGGGAUCCCUAUUGGGCCCUCUUCUGUUCCUUUUAUAUAUUAAUGAUGUUCACUUGUCUUCCAACCUUCUUUCUUUUUUGUCUUUAUGCUGAUGACACCACUAUUCUAUAUUCUAACAAAAAUAUCCAUUCCUUAUUCAACAUUGUUAACUCUAAUUUAAUUUCCACUUCCCAAUACUUUGCUGCCAACAAACUUUCAAUUAAUCACGAGAAGUGUAGCUUCAUUCUGUUUCGAAGUCCCCAAAAAUCACAAACUUUCGAUCCUUCGAAUUUCAAAAUCUAUAUUGAUAAUCACGAAAUUCCCAAUACCGAUUUUGCCAAGUUCCUAGGAGUUUAUCUUGACAGUGCAUUAAAUUGGAAAAAACAAAUCUCCCAAAUUGAAAAUAAAGUAUCCAAAAGCCUUGGUAUCAUUUUAAGGUUAUCCUCUUUUGUUCCCCGCAAUGUUCUUCGUAUUCUUUAUUGCUCUCUCAUUCUCCCCUAUCUGAGCUACUGCAACAUUGUUUGGGGAAACACCUACUCAUCCAACUUUAAAAGCAAACUUCAAAUCAUUCAAAAGAAGGCUAUCAGGAUUAUAUCUGGCAUUCUAACAUGGUCUCAUUCUUCUUCUUUAUUUUCUAAUCUCAAUUUUCUUAAACUCACUGUCGGUCUGUCUUCGACUUGUUUUGAAUGUAUUGUUUUUUGUCCCUUUCUGUCCUGUUUUGUCUUUUUGUCUCUUUUGUUAAUCUCAUUUUUUCCCUCUUAUUUCAGGCUGUCCCUCCACAAGAUUGGUUUUUCUUAUCUUCUCGGGUUCUUGCCUUCUUCCUCUCCUGCAUUUUCAAUUUAUUUUAAAUCAAUUGUAAUAUAUUUGUCUGAUUCUAAAAGGAAGUAAAUAAAUGUUAAAUUGAAAAAAUUGAAAUUGAAAAACACCGUCUGGGAUGUUGUGAUUGUAUUCAUUGUCAAACUGUUUGUGAGAGUAAAAGCGCAAGUACUUUGUAAAACUGGUCUCAUUUCCAUUUGUGACAGAUCGUUGACUAUCUUGAUCUAUCGUUUUAAAGGUCGUAAAACGAAGAGAAUCUAGUGUAUUAUUUAUUUGA
Molecule: messenger RNA, 1834 nt
Organism: Anneissia japonica
Lineage: Eukaryota; Metazoa; Echinodermata; Crinoidea; Comatulida; Comatulidae
Exons: 2
Coding region: 637-1629 (330 amino acids)
Source: RefSeq, a predicted model, not a curated record